GAUGUUUUGGCUUGCGGGGUGAAAAAGUAUUGGCGUAAGUGGAAGGGGUGUAAACAUUUUAUCUGAGAAAUACCGAAGAUAUUCUAAUCCAGUCUUGUGAUAGGCGUUUUGGUCAUGAAUUGGUGCAUCUGAUAAUUAUAAGCGUAACGUUGUGAUUCGUUUUACGCUCGAAAAAGGCUUUCUUUUACCGGUGUCACACUGUACUGGCCUCAUUAGCGCGGAUGCUUUUUUUUGUUAUUGAAAAUGAGAAACGUUUCUGUUAGUGAGCGGAUCUCACCUAAAUGGAAGUCUUUGAGGAGAAUCGAGGCGUUUGGAAAUUAUGAAGAUUUCUUUUAAUUGCAUUUGUAAACACUCUUAUCUGCGGCCGACUUACCGGCGUUUUCAAGAUGGCGUCGCAGCCGGAUACAAAAUCACCCGAACCCGACCUCAACUUAGGAGACUACGGUGAUCUCCCUUUGCUUUUUCGGCACCUGAAACGAAUCCUCGUCGACAACACAGAAUAUUUCGAAAAAUACACAUCCAAGACAGUAUACAAGCGAUUUUACGAUAGCUUUAACUUGAUGCUGACAACCAUUGACGUGAUGGAAGAAAGCACCAUUUUACUUGCACGGACGGCUCCCUUGUAUGAUUACAGCAGCGAUGUUAAGGGAAAUGGAUAUCGGAGCUUGAUAAGACUUGUUGAACAGUGCAUCCGUUCUGUCACAGAGCUGGCCGCGUAUUGCCAAUCACAUCGAGAUAGGUUUUAUUUUCGUUCUCAUCACUAUAGCCUGGAAAUGGAGGCGUUUGCAAAUCUUUUUCACCGUACUUCAGAGUUAUUACAGUUUGCAAGAAUCGUUAUAGAGGACAGCGUCCCCGACAAUUUAUUCCCGGAGUGUUUUGACUCUAAAGUCAUGCUCGAAGUGGAGCAGUUGGAUAGAGAGUGCUUUUAUGGUAGAACUCUAGGAUUCCAGGUGAGUCGUGUUCAUGCUGUUACUACCACUGCAGGGUACAAUGUAUGUAAAACCAGGACAAGCUCUGAGGAAAUUCCUGUGGAGGUUUCGUUGAACCUCUGUAUGGGUACCUGCAAAUGUCCAACAGUACUAGCAAGCUCAGUGCAACCUCCGCAACAACAGAAAUCAGAAAAUAAGGAAAACAAAAACUCUGAAUGUACAACACACUUUUUGGCAGGUUUCUUUGCAGUCGUCUCUCAACUUACAUGUCAAACUUGGCGAUCAUUGCUUUGAUCUCCAAAAUCAUCUCUUUGAAAUUAUGACGAUUUGGUCGUAACUUCAAUCUUGUAUAAAAAAAAACCCAUACAAACUCUUAUUUGGUAUCCCUGCAUGAUGGAGUAUAAAUUUAUGACUUCCAAUCUAGAAUAGCCUACAUGGCGGGUAUUGAGAGUGGGGGCAUAUUAUGCGAGCUAUAGCCUGAUCAGUGGAUCUGGACCCAAAGGAUCACUUGCAUAAAUACCUCGGCCCCCACUCUGUAUUUCAGCCUUGCAGGCUAGAUUCAGUAACUUGUCUGGUUGCCCAAAAGUAAUCUCAUGUGAAGUUAUGUCACCUGAAACCAGGGUUAAGUACCCCGAAAAGCGGAGUCAUGUUGCCCGAAUUUUAACAGGUGAAGUGCGCAAAGAAGUAAAGUUAAUUUUUUUAAAUAAAGAGUGUGUGUUAAUAUAUCAUUCUUUAAGCCAUAAUGGACAUAAUGAGACAAAACAAGCGGUAUAACUGUGAAAUAUAUCUCACUCUUUAACUCACUCUUUAACCCGGGAAUAACAAGAAACAAGUGCGAUAAAUGAGUAAUAUAUCUCAUUCUUAAAUCUUCGAUGAGACAAAACAAGCUCAGCAAAUGGUAAAAGGGAUGCUAAGAUAUUGUUGAGCAUGUUAAAAUUUUGCGCCACCUAACUCAGCAUUUCAGGCGACUGACUAAACAUUUUGGAUGAUAUAACUCUGAUUUCAGGCAAAAUGAUUUUUUUAAAAAUUUUUUUAAAUUUUUUAUUCUAUUUUUUAUUUUUUUGGCAAAAUGACUUUGGGGCGACUUGACCAUAAACCCUAGAUUCAGAAGGCAUGAUAGUACUCUUGUCCAAUAGCACAGAGCUUGUGGAGAGAUCCAUCAGUUUAGGGUGUUUUAAUAAAAAGUUGCCCAAUGGGCAGGCAACAACUUUAGACAUAAGUGAAAAGGAGGGUUGAAAAACCUUCACCACUGCUUGGGGCUAGGCGUGAAUUAGCCUGCGAAAACAUUCGUUUCUCCUCGCUCUUCGCCGCUGGGGACGUUUUGCGAGGAGGAACAUCUGCGACUCAGCGACAGAAAUUCCAUACUGACGACGUAAAAUCUGUCCGGAAACUGGUCAGAAGUGCUGAUUGGUCGACCGAGUAGUUACAUUGUUUUAGCUAUUGUUUACGAAUGACAGACAAAAUACAAAAGGCCACAAAGGUCAAAUUUAAAAGCGAAGAAUCUCUAACAAAACAGUCAAUAUUUCUGGAAUAUAGUCUGUCUUCUCUAGAAGAAACAUUUGAGUUUUGCUGGAGCUUGCUGGCAGAUGAACACAACACUUCACCAAAAUCGACCAGAAGACACAAAAUUGGACAAAUUUAUAUUUGGAACUCCAUGACUACCAGAUUCAUUAUGUAACCAUUGAUUUACGUCAUCAGUAUGGAAUUCCUGUUGCUGAGUCGCAGACGUUCCUCCUCGCGAAACAUCCUCAGCGGUGAAGAGCAAGGAGAAACGGAUGCUUUAGCAGGCUAGGCGUGAAUAUAAAAGAAAACAAAGUCAUUGUGCUAAACACAGUGUUUUCCAAAAUUUGACAGUAAGAACUUGUGAAACCCCAAAAUUCUUAAGCGUUGAUGUUUUUGAAGAUAAGAAUUAAACUUCAAGGUGUUUAAUGCAGCAUUUCCCUGGUUUUUGUAGUGGAGUGAUUACUCCUAAAACCAAUGUUUACAACUUCAGAGGAAAACAAGACCAUUUUGUGAACUGAUCGGGAUUUCCUCUUGAGGAGAAUUUCACCGAAAAUCAAAGUUAAAUAAUUGGCUAAUGAUGAUCUGUUAUACGUAUUCGUGGCUCUGCCAUACAUCUCUCUUUGAUGUUGUUCCAACUCCUGAUGGCAGUGCACUAUUCUACAGGAAAAAAAAAAUGAGUUAUUGAGUAAAUUGUCCCCUGGAGGGAGUCUGAGAAGGCGACUUUUUGAUCACCAGGGUCGGGUUGUUCAAAGCUGAGUUAAGAUAAUGUAGGGUCAGUGCAAAAUUUUAAUUCAGAUAGGAAAACUUAGAAAGCAAAUUGAGAUUAAACCUUUUUGUCUACACUUUUAUGAUUGGAUGGUGUAAAAAGGAAAGAGAAAAUAUUUAAGAAAAUGCUUUUGAGCAAAAGAAAAAGACAACGGGAUUAACAAUUAACCCUGGGUUGGCGCUUAUUGGUCUUCAAAACAACUGGGCACUGGCCUUUGUCACCCUCGGGAGUUGAUUUAGCUAGCUAAAUUUAAAUUACUCACUUCUUCCUAGUUUUCUGUCGGCUUGCGAAAUUUCCUACAUAUGGUCUGUGUUGCCAUGGCAUCAUUUGCUGAGGGUUAUCAUAAACACAAAACAAGCAGUGUGGCACUUGCUGCAAUAUCCUUCCUGAACAGUGGCAAGUACACCGUGAAUCCUGAGAUGAGAGCAAAGCAGAUAGUGGAUGUUACGCAGAAGACCAACAUGGAUUUUUGCAAAGCUUUUUGGAGUUUAACUGAGGGUUUUGGAAUCCAGGUUAGUCAUUAGACCUCUUAAGAGAGCUCUGAAGAAUACAGAACAAUGGGGUAUAACAAGGGGGCAGGUCUUUGGUUGCCUAUGUAGGGUGCAAAGAAAGUCAGUUUUACAGCUUGCCAUUCAGGCAAGCUGUAGCUAAAAUUUACUGGCUCGAGAGUCAUUUAAGCUUGCCCCCAAAAAGUUUUUUGAUGAGCAGGAUUGAUUACAGUUCUUCUUUAAUUUCAAUUCCCCAAAAAACUUCACUUGCCUAUUGGGUAAGUUAAGAACUGAAUUCACUAUAGCCCGAUAGCAAAAUCCACUAACCCUGGGCCAUCAGAUACAACUGUCUUUGGAGACUGCUAUCAUGAAUACUCUCUCGGUUAAAAAAAACUUAGUCUAUACAAUAGCCAUCUUAGAAUCAGGAUAUGUGGCCUUGGCAGAGAGGUAAUAAGUGGAUUUAGUUAAAAUCCAACUAGUGGGCUAUUAUCAGUGCUGCGUUCUGAUUCGUUGAGCUACCACUAGGCUAUAUGUUAUAGCCCACUAGUAGCGAAAAGCGCCGGCUUUGAAAACCAAAACAACGGCGGCUGAAUCGCGUUUUGCUAGCUAAAGUUGUUUUAACUCGAUAUUUUUGACCAACUAGUUGGAUUAACAACAAUUAUUCCUCUCGCCCUCAUAGCCUCUGAGUCAAUAGCCCAUUCGGCCUUCGGCCUCAUGGGCUGUUGACUCAGAGCCCAUUCGGCCUUGAGGAAUAAUAAAAUUGUUAAGUAUCCUCUACCACCACACCACAUGCAAUCUUUGUUAUGGACUACUCUAGAGAUCACCAAAGAUAAGGGCAAGCGGUUAAGGAAAAAUCUAAUAAACACUGAAGGCAAAAAGAGGCAACCUUCCUGUUAAUGAACCCCCCUAUAUACUCUCAGAGACUUCUUGUGUCCAAUUGUGCUGAAAUUCUUUUAUUAUGUUUUAGCAUGUUCCCUUGUUGGUUUCUUCAGCUAUGAAGGUGAACAGGGUAUUCCUUAUCCCACCUGAGCCAUUUGAACUCAAACAAGCCAAUGGUGAGACAGUAACCAUUGCCCCGCCCUGUUCAUGGUCAGGUCUGGCACCGGUUCAAGUGCGCCUAUUGUCAUCUGAGUGGCGGAAGGGUCAGGUAUGAUCUUAAUUUUAUUUUAAUCUCCUUCGUGGACUUUCUAACAGCAGCAGGAAGUUGAGUGUGUCAUUUUAGAGGCUGCCUUUGUCUAUAAGGCCAUGCAACAAAACAGAAAGCUUUUUGUACUUAAAGAACCUGUUUGCAUCUGUGAUUUUGAGGUCAUCUAAGGGAACAGUCUUGUCAGUUAAGUUAGACAACUAGACUCCUGUGAGAACACCUAAUAAUUAUUAUUAGGUUUUUGUCAUAUUUUAGGUUGCUUAGUGAAUACUAAUACAUUGAGAUUUAUAGUUAUUAAUAUUUGUAACAGUACUUUAUGGAUAUUUUGUUAUUUUCCAGAGUAAGGAUGGUACCACACACCAUGGACAAUCGCCAAAACCAAAAAGUGAUGGUCUGUUGGUUCAUGUUCAUGGCGGAGGGUUUGUGGCCCAGUCAUCUAAAUCACAUGAGGUACAACACAUGCAGCCUAUUAUUUAAGCAAUAGAAAACGUUUUCCGUGUUUGCAUAGCCUGAUAUAAACACGAGAGGGGUUGGGAGAAUUCGAGACAGUUAUGCAAACCCGAGACGAAGUCGAGGGUUUGCAUAACCGUCGAGAAUUCUCCCAACGCCUCGAGUGUUUAUAUCAGGCUAUGCAAACAGAGGAAAAAAGUUUUCUAUUGCUUUUAUAAAAUAACUUUCCCUAGAAAAAAACGCAAAACUCUUUGUAUGGCACUGAUUAAAAGAGAAAUUCUUACCAGUCGCAAAAUCUUGUCAACGAAGUCUUGCACGCGUAAUGAGUUCUUGUUUUGCAAAAAGAUGCUUUGCAAAAUACGGAGUUUUCUCGCUUAAAAUGUCAGCUUAAGCGAAGAAAAGUUGACUCACCUUCUUUGUAACGAUUUUCCAUGUUUCAGCCGACGAAGGAAUGGGUAAAUAAAGUAAACUUGUCGAGCUUUGAACUCGAAAACUUUUUCAAAUUUGGUGCUUGCGUGAUUAGCGCGCGAAAAGCCAAACAACUUGACGCCACAACCAUGUUUACAUACUCUCAUGCAAACACUGCUCUCGGCCAAUCAGAGCGCGCGUACUAUCUUAGUUAUUUUAUAAUAAUCAGUGGUUCACAUAGGCCUUUAAAAGUCCUUGAGAACGCACUUGGUCCCAGAAUGUCCUUGAAAAUUCAAUACUUUUAACCCCAAAAGCCUUUGAAACUUACUGAAAUCACUGUAAAUAAAUACACAGUGUUUAACCCUUCAGGUCUUAAGAGUGACCAACAUCAAUUUUCUCCUAACAACAUCAGUGGAUCAUCAAUAGUAAAGGUUAUGAGAAUUACUAAAUUGAUUACCAAAGGGAGAAUGCUUUGAUCUUAAAGCAAAUUCUCUCAGCUAUUUAUAAAAGAAAUGAAUGGAAAUUAGUCUGGAGAAUUUGUUUGUGGAUCUUGGGGCUGUUAAAAGGGUUUAAACAGCCGUUCAUGGCCCUUCUCAGCCCUUCUUGGAGAGCUGAAUCCUACCCACAUUUCUGUAAUGAUUUGGGUGUUGACAAAAAAAUGGAUACAAUCUGUUUCUUAAUAUUUUUCCCAUUGCAUUUGUCAUUACGAACUAUCAAGUACAGUGUACAUUACAGUUUAGAAGUUAUUUAUAUUAUGAUUGUAUGAAAACCAAUAUAUCUAGGGAGAUGCAAAUUGGUUCUAAAAAAAACUUGAAGUACUCAUACAUGUAUGUGAUCAGUGGUAUCCUAUUUUGUAAUGAAUGAAUGUUGGCCAAUACAGGUUCCAAAAUUAACUUGACAUCAUGGUAACUAGAUAAAAGUUUGUGGUUGUCAGAUAGUAAAAAAUAGUCGCAAAAUUUUAUUUUUUAACAAUAAGAAAUGAAAAAAUUGAAUGCUUUGGACAUUUUAUGUUCAUUUUCCUUAACUAUUAUCCUUAGCUAGUUUACAAGGAAGCUACAAUGUUGGCAGGAUGGCACAUAAGUUGAGUUUUAAUGGUAAACAAAUAUCUCCUGAUCCUCCAACAACUGUUUCAAAUACUGGACUGGAAACUUAUCCUACUGGCGACUUGACUAGCCCUGUAAUUCAUGUUGCCAUCUCUCAAUUUGUAGGCACAUUGACAACCCACCACUUAGCCUGCAUGGCAGGCAUUCAAAGAUGAGGGGAAAGGGGAUUUUGGGCGUGGGAGAAAUGCCAGGGGUGCGCGAGGAAGGAGGGACCUCCUUGUGCUCCGCUCGCAUUUCUCUCGUGCCAACAUCUGUCAUGCAGGCUACAGGCCGCUUGCAGUUGUGGACCCUGCAUUAUACAGAGUGUUUUUAUCUUUCAGAUGUAUCUUCGAUCCUGGGCCAAAGAACUGAGUGUGCCUAUCUUAUCUAUAGAUUAUUCACUCGCCCCCGAAGCACCCUUCCCUCGGGCGCUGGAGGAGUGCUUCUUUGUGUAUGCUUGGUGUUUGAACAACUUCCAUCACCUUGGCACUAAUGGCAAGCGUGUAUGUGUAGCUGGAGAUUCUGCAGGUAGUGCCUUUUUCCAGAGUCUAUCAUCACAGGGUUCAUAGAGUAACAUGUGUUCCUUUUUCAGUCCACUGGCCUCUGCAAAUCUCAUGUUGUUAGCUUCAGUUUUGCAAAGGGCAAUAGUGAAUUGUAACCAUUUUCCACUUAUGAUUUUGUGGCAUUUAUUAACUGGUGGUAUGGCUACCAUGUUUGAAAUUGUAAAAACCGUAAUGGCUGCCCAAAUGUAGCUUGUGAAGAAAUUACUUUGUAAGUUGUACAAGAUUAAAACUCCAAAAGCACGUAGUCUUUUAGCUGGCUCAAGCACCAUUUUUUCUGUUUGUGUUCACUUACAAUAAGUAGUGUCUUUUCUCAACACUGGUGCAAUGAGCCACAAAAAGUUUAGUGUAGGACGCUGACCUUGAGAGUCUGAAUGGGGUUUGCUGUUCAUUCAGUGUUAUUUGCCCUUUUUGUUUACCUUCUUGUUUUAGCUACAAAUGAUAUUAUCAAUUUAAAAUGUUAGAAAAAACUUAGCAUUUAAGUGUCUGGAAUUAAUAUUGUUGAAGUAAUGUGGGUAGCCUUGUCCUAAUCUCGAUUGCAUGAUCUUUGCCUACCCCUUAGGUGGUAACUUGUCUGUAUCAUUGAGCUUGCGAGCAGCAGAAUAUGGCAUUCGAGUUCCCGACUCCAUUCUUGCUGCAUACUCACCAUUCAAUGUGCAGUGGGUGCCUUCACCAUCUCGUCUCCUUAGCCUCAUGGACCCACUAUUACCCACCGGAGUACUUGGUGCAUGCUUAGCGGCUUACUCUGGCAUGGGAAAGUCACCAUUUGAUGACUGCACCAAGAAUUCGAUCAAAUCUCUAACUGGCAAGAGUAGUGAGCCUGUGAAUAUAUCCGAUAAAAGAAAGAAAACAAACUCCCUGUUACGUCUGCUGAGAGUGGGGUCCAGGGACAGCAAGCACAGGGAAAACAGUUUUUUGGAAGCAAGCCCACAGGCAAGCGGCGAGAGUUUCCACAGCUGUUUAAGCUCACCACAGUCUAUAACUCGAAACAGUGAGAUCAUGUCUGAUCCAAAUGAAACUUCUGGUUGUCAUAGUAGCCCUAAGCAGUUGCCGCAGUGUAAUGGAAUUCUGCAUUGUCAGGAGAAUUUCAACUCUGAAAUGCCCAAACACAAUGAAGACAAAGAGCAUGGUGGGGACAGUUCCUCUACUUCAUCGGAGCAUUCACAACAUCCACAGUCAAGAAAACACUCGCAGGACAGUACACCAAGCCAAACCUUAAGCCCUCAGAGGAGUAAACAUGCCCAAGGGGAUGACUCAGAGCACAUAGCAGUGCACUACCAUAGUGACAUAGAGGAGUGCCAUGUGGUAAAUGUUGUAGAGUCACCAGGAAACCCCAGCAAAGAGCUCCUACUUUUUCCUCUGGAUGUACCUGAAGAUGAGCCCUACCUGGAGGCGGGGACACCACCAGAGGGGGACCAGGGAGUGGAACACACAGAAGAUACUCAUGAAAGGACCACAUCUAUGUCCCAAGUGUCUUUGCCUAUUGCUAAGAAUCCAUAUAUGUCUCCUCUUCUGGCCUCUGAUGAAAUGCUGAGAAGUUUGCCUCCAAUUGAUUUAGUGGUAUGUUUCUUUGAUUUUACCGUGCCAUGAUGAUCGCCCCUUAGUCUUAGCAGCCACUUGUCCAAUCUUUAAUGAUGGACACUUAAGCCCCAAUAUCCACACAAAAAAAACCAUGAGAGAAUUUGUUGAAAGAUCAAAGCAUUUUCCCUUAGGGAUCAUUUCAUUCCUUCUUAUCACCUUUUCUUUUCAUAUGUAUUUAUGUUUUUGGGAGAAAAUUGAUGUUGGUCACUCUUGAAACUCAAGAGUUUAUAGUCAGAGGUUUGACUGUAUUUUUUUCCACUACAGGCGUGUUCAUUGGAUCCCAUCUUGGAUGACUCCGUUGAGUUUGCACGAAGGCUUCGCUCCUUGGAAAAGGAUGUGGAACUUUACAUCUUAGAAGAUUUACCCCAUGGAUUUCUGAGCUUUCAUCUUGUCAGCCAAGAUUCUAGGGAGGGAAAUGAACUAUGUAUCGUCUGCUUAAAGAGAAGUUUAUCUGGAAAGCAAAAAGUAACCGUGGAAAAGCCCCCAGUGUACUAAGUGUUUAAGGUAAUGGUAAACUGCAUCAAAGGGCUUUUGCCUGGUAAAACUGGUUGUCUUUAGUUAUUUUUCUUAAGGAGAAUUGCAGGACAUUCCAGAAUUGUAAGAAAAGUAUUCUCCCACACUUGAAGUUUAUUGUAUGCAGGUCAAAGCAGCCACACUCAAGUUUGUUUCAUUCAGUUCUAGCAAUGCGCAGAGCAUCUUUUUUGCAACAAAUGUGAUGGCUGCUCUUCUGAUUGGUUGCUUUAUCAUGAGGUUAAGAAACCGAAAACCUUCAUGUACAAGCAGUAAUCUUGGAAAGAAGGAGCCACUCUCUCUGACAGGCACUUAUAUUUUUUCCAGAAGUUAAAGGCUGCAUUCACUCACCAACAGACAUGCACUUUCAUAUUUUUUUGGAGGGGGGAGUUCAAGGCCUUAUCCCAUAGGAAGAAGGCUUGUUAUAACUGUAGUAAAAGCUAGGGACGCUUUCCAUUCAAGCAAAACAUCUGUUUUGAAUUUUCCGCAACUUCCAGUAGCGAAGAGAACAGCAUUUUCCAAAAUUUCUGAAAAAGGGGACAACCUCACGAGGUAUACCAAAAUUUUUCCAAAAAAAUUUUGUCUUGGUAGUUUUCUUUCCAUUCAACUUUGCUCCCAGAAUUUCUAGAAGUUUUAGUUGAGUGGUUCGCAUUUUGGAAAUUCAGCAGCUUUUGCAAUUUCUGAAAAUUUUCUGCACCAUUUGUUGCUGUUUGCAAAUUUUUGAAAGUUUUGAUUGAAUGGAAAGCACCGUAAGUGUUAAAAAUUAUUUGAGCAAAAUCCUGUAAGGUGGGAUUCAAAACAUGCAGUUAUAAGCCAGGGGAGAACAUAAGACAACUAAAUAAUAAUGCAAGAGGCAAAGUAGUUUAGGAUCAGAGAGGACAGCAGCUUUUGGCAGGUGUUCUUGUUGCACCUUUAUGGCCAAAGCACUUGGGUGAAUGGAUUAAAGCAGUCCCCCAUGGUAAAUUUCACAAGCUACUUAGACUAGUAGCAACGUUAUGUACGUUAGCAUGGGCAUUUUACACAAUUUUCUUGACUGGGAGUUGUACAUUUCGUAGCAAAUGCCCUUCUUAAUCUGGCACUGCUUAUCCUUGAAAGUCCCAAACAUUUCAUGUUUUUUGAGGAAUAUUAUAGCAAUGAGCAAUGACCUUGAGUUUCAGAAGAUCUAGAAUAAUGAAUUUUGCAUAUCAGUACCCCUUGCAGGCAAGGAUUGCUUAUACAUACUUAUACAGUGAAAUUUUAGCAUCAAUUUUUCAAACCUUAUUUUGUAUUCUGCACUCUGUUGUUAGAAAUAUUGUUCACUCAUUAAUGCGAUACUAUCAAAUUUUGGGGUGAGAGGUGGUAUUUUUUCUAUGGAUUUAUCUUUGGGUUGCUACUGUACAAAAAUGUUAAUUCAUUUUGGGUCAAAUACACUUUUAUUUAAUGAUAAAAAGUGAAUGUAAACAAGUAUGCAAAUAUUUUGUUUGAAACGCUGAAACGACUUUAUUAAUUUAAUGCUUAAUAGAACUAUACAUUGCAAAC
Messenger RNA from Porites evermanni, 10939 nucleotides. The record is from the annotation of a GenBank genome assembly. NCBI's taxonomy places the organism in Eukaryota, Metazoa, Cnidaria, Anthozoa, Scleractinia, Poritidae.